AGGCUGAACUAUAUAAAUCUGUACACAGGUUUGAGUAUAAGCUAAAAAAAAAUUUAAAAAAAGAAAAGAUGCUCAGAAAUGAAAAAGUACAAUAAUAAUAAUUUGUAAAAAGGAAAUGUGCCGUCAGCUUUGUAUGCACUCCGUACUAUAUAAGACUGAUUCCUCUUUUAGUCUCCCCCACAGUUCACACGUCCUAUUUUGACUCUCUACUAGUCUCUUCUUCUUCUCCCUCUGCAAUCAAAUUAUAUUUAUUCAUAAGUUGUAACAGCAGUGACACUCUGAUAUUGAAGAUCGAUCAAGUUAAUAAAAAAAUGUCUAGACUGAGCAAAACGUUAUUCUUGAUUUCCCUACUUCUUUUCAUGUCUCUCGGUGCUUCUACUGCUCGUCCAGAACCUGUUCAUCCGAAUGAUUCAUCUCCAUUGAAUAACCAACAUCAGGCUGAUGGUGAUCAAGAAGAUGUUAAUGAGGAAACAAAUUGUGAAGGAGUUGGAGGAGAUGAGUGCUUAAUGAGAAGAACACUUAUUGCUCACACUGAUUAUAUCUACACCCAGAAGAAAAAGGAUUAAUUUUCAGUUUUCUUUCUUUCGAUAAACUUUCAUUUUCUUUUACUAGUAUUAGCUAGUCAGGUUCAUAAGUUAGGAACUAAUUAAUCACUAGGAUUACAGGAAGUAAUUUUUGAACAGAUCAAGUUAGAUCAUUCUAUAUUAUAAGCUCUUUGUUAAUAAAAUUAAUUAAUUUUAAGUAAAAUUUGAGUAAAGUCUUUAUUGCUUUACGUGAAGUGUACUUUAUUUU
Messenger RNA from Papaver somniferum (opium poppy), 792 nucleotides. RefSeq names its product phytosulfokines-like. Gene Ontology annotation, molecular function: growth factor activity. Gene Ontology annotation, biological process: cell population proliferation. The record is from RefSeq and is a predicted model, not a curated record. Gene Ontology annotation, cellular component: extracellular region. Bases 312 to 566 code for a protein of 84 amino acids. Lineage: Eukaryota; Viridiplantae; Streptophyta; Magnoliopsida; Ranunculales; Papaveraceae. The transcript is spliced from 2 exons.